Pestalotiopsis fici W106-1 is the source of this 471-nucleotide messenger RNA. RefSeq lists its product as uncharacterized. The transcript has a single exon. NCBI's taxonomy places the organism in Eukaryota, Fungi, Ascomycota, Sordariomycetes, Amphisphaeriales, Sporocadaceae. The record is from RefSeq and is a predicted model, not a curated record. The coding region runs from base 1 to 471 and encodes 156 amino acids.
AUGCCCGUGAUGAGCGGUUCCGGGGCCGCUCAAGAAAUUCGAGAGUUUGAAGAAGCACACAACAUCCGGCGGGCCGUCAUUGUUGGGCUCCAGAGGCAUCUCUCGAGUUCACAUUUGCCAGACUAUUUCAAUGGUGGAUUCGAUGCUAUUGUGAUAAGCCACUCGAGCAUCAAGUUCUUUUAUGAGUUCCUCUGCGGCCCGCCCGAGACCAACAUUUUUGUCCAGUACGGCUGCCUUACCGAAGAAGAGCAACGGUGGUACUCGCAGCGGUAUGAGAGGUAUCACGUGGGUUGUGAGGGUUCACUGACAACCAGCUAUGGUGUCCAGACGCCGGGAUUGUAUACAUCGGUCAUGCCGGCGCAAACACUCCCGCGCUACGUCACAGCUAGGAGAAGAGAGGCAUCGAUUUUUUCCUUCCGAGCGUCAAAGUAUCAACUAACAGAGGACACAAACGAGAACAUGGCUGAAUGA